CUCUGGACCCUUCCCGAGGUCCCGUCAACUUCCUGCUUCUCCAGCCGCGACUCAGGUGGACUCCUUUGCCAUCCGAUCUCAGUGCCACCUCCCAAGCACGUGUCCCGUUUACUGUCUAUCGUUGGUGGCUCAUGUGAACAGUGACAGGCGGAUGGGGCACCACAUCGAAUCUCAUUUUUUGAUACAUGAAGCCCCUGGCCAGUGAGUCACUUGUCUCUUCUUCACUUCUCCAGGCAGUUGUGGUUAGCACCUUCUCUCCGUACUAAUCAGGAAAGGGGAAGCAAGGAUGUCUGCUUUGGGGGCUGCAGCUCCGUACUUGCACCAUCCAGCUGACAGUCAUGGUGGCCGAGUCAGUUUCCUGGGAGCCCAGCCUUCUCCAGAAGUGGCGGCAGUGGCUCCGCUCAUGAGGGACUUGGACAGGAGCACCUUCAGAAAGUUGUUGAAGCUUGUCGUCGGGGCCCUGCAUGGCAAAGACUGCAGAGAAGCCGUGCAACAGCUUGGUGCCAGUGCUAACCUGUCGGAGGAGCGGCUGGCCGUCCUGUUGGCAGGCACACACACACUGCUCCAGCAGGCUCUGCGGCGGCCCCCUGCCAGUCUGAAGCCAGAAGCCUUCCAGGACCAGCUCCAGGAGCUUGGCAUUCAAGAUAUGAUUGAAGAUUUGACCAGUUUGGCAUUAGGGAGUCAGCGCCCACUUCUAGAUGCCGUGGUCCAACAGCAGGGGUCCUGGCUGCCCCACCUGUCUGACUUCCGGUGGCGGGUGGAUGUGGCCAUCUCCACCAGUGCUCAGUCCCGCUCCCUGCAACCGAGUGUUCUCAUGCAGCUGAAGCUCACGGAUGGAUCCGCACACCGCUUUGAGGUACCCGUGGCCAAAUUUCAGGAGCUGCGGUACAGUGUAGCCUUGGUCCUUAAGGAGAUGGCCGAACUGGAGAAAAAGUGUGAGCGCAAACUGCAAGACUGAACCCUGGUAGUGGGUGCUGAAACUGGUACCAGAGCUCACAGCCCCCAGGUCAUGAGGCCCACCUCAUCUGAGGGACUGCGUGUAAGGAUGUAUUUUGUUGAAGGGACAAGACAGCUGUGACUUUUGGACUUUUGGGGUUUGUUUUUAUGAGUGAACUAUGGGCAUAGUGGCACAAUUUAUAAUCUCAGCACUUGGAAGGGUGAGGCCGGAGAAUGGUUGAGUUUAAGGGCAGUCUGGGUUACACAGCAAGAUUCUGUUUAGACUAAAGAGGUAAAGCAACUAUUAAAAACAUGUUCAUGAGUUCGAGACCAGCCUGGUCUACAGAGCUAGUUCCAGGACAGGCUCCAAAGCCACAGAGAA
This is a messenger RNA of Microtus ochrogaster (prairie vole), 1318 nucleotides long. RefSeq names its product COMM domain containing 5 (gene Commd5). The record is from RefSeq and is a predicted model, not a curated record. Gene Ontology annotation, cellular component: nucleus. Lineage: Eukaryota; Metazoa; Chordata; Mammalia; Rodentia; Cricetidae.